AUGACCCACUCUUGCUGCUCUCCAUUCCAUCAGCCUAUCUGCUGUAGGACCACCUGCUGCCAACCUACUUGUGUGACCCCCUGCUGUCAGCCCACUGGCUGUGGCUCCAGCCAGCCUUGCUGCUGUCCUGUCUGCUGCCAAACUGCCUGCUGCCAGCCCACCUGUUGCAGCAAACCCUGUCAGCCCACCUGCUGUGAGACCAUCUGCUGCCAGUCCUCCUGCCCCCCAACUUGCUAUCAAACUAGUGAAACCACCUGCUGUAGGACCACCUGCCACAAGCCUGCUUGUGUGACCACCUGCUGUCAGCCCACCUGCUGUGGGUCCAGCAGCUGUGGACAAACCUUCAAUGGGUCCAGCUACAGCCAGUCUUGCUGCCAGCUGGUAUGAUGUGCACCUGUGUACUGCCACAGACUCUGCUACCACCCCACGUGCUGCUGCCUGCCUGGGUGCCAAGACCAGAGCUGUGGAUCCAACUGCUGCCAGCCUUGCUGCUGCCCCGUCUGCUGUCAGACCACCUGCUGUAGGACCACCUGCUGCCGCCCCAGCUGUGUGUCCCCCUGCUGCCCUUCCUCCUGCUGA
Messenger RNA from Dama dama (fallow deer), 579 nucleotides. RefSeq names its product keratin-associated protein 9-8-like. The record is from RefSeq and is a predicted model, not a curated record. NCBI's taxonomy places the organism in Eukaryota, Metazoa, Chordata, Mammalia, Artiodactyla, Cervidae. The transcript has a single exon.